AUGGCUGGUGUGGCUGGUAGCGGCUAUCUCAGGGGCCAUGUGACAAAAAUGCAGCUGUUCUACAAGACACAGUUCAGCCAGAACUACGAUACUUACCCAGUUGAAUUCGAAACACCGUCCGGUAAUCACAACGCGAUGCAUCAGUUCGAACUCACACCACCUCUCCGUGCUCGUUACAUUCUGCUCGGAGUAGCAGAGUACGAGGGAAAUCCAUGUAUUCGAUUCGAUUUGCUGGGAUGUUUAGCUCCAAUGACUCUUUCGCAUGAGAUACCUGCACAUCUA
Molecule: messenger RNA, 282 nt
Organism: Cooperia oncophora
Lineage: Eukaryota; Metazoa; Nematoda; Chromadorea; Rhabditida; Trichostrongylidae
Source: the annotation of a GenBank genome assembly